Messenger RNA from Phragmites australis (common reed), 2001 nucleotides. RefSeq names its product pectinesterase-like. The record is from RefSeq and is a predicted model, not a curated record. Gene Ontology annotation, molecular function: pectinesterase activity; pectinesterase inhibitor activity. Gene Ontology annotation, biological process: cell wall modification. The transcript has 3 exons. Lineage: Eukaryota; Viridiplantae; Streptophyta; Magnoliopsida; Poales; Poaceae. Bases 58 to 1902 code for a protein of 614 amino acids.
AAAAGAGAAAAAAAAUUACCAAAAAAAAGAAAGUAGGGAAGAAAAAUAUCUCCGAUCAUGUCGUCGGCGUUCGGCGACUUCGGUCCGCUCACCGAGCGCCGCCGCGCCGAGAAGGCGCGGCAGCAGCGCAGGCGCCUCAUGAUAGCCGGCGGGACCGUGUCCAUCGUCAUCAUACUCAUCGUCAUGGGUGGCGCCGCCGUCAUGUACAGCGGGAAGGCGUCCAGCGACGACGGCGACUACAAGAAGGGCUCGUCGCCGGCCAAAGGCAAGUCCGGCGGCGGGUCAGGCUCGAGCUCGAGCUCGCAGCCGGAUCUCAAGGCCGUGUCGAAGAGCAUCAAGGUGAUGUGCGCGCAGACGGACUACCAGGACGCGUGCGAGAAGAGCAUCGGCAAGGCAGCUAACGCCAGCGCGACGUCGCCCAAGGACAUCAUCCGCACCGCCGUGGAGGUGAUCGGCAACGCGGUCUGCCAGGCGUUCGACCGCGCUGACCUGAUCAUGAGCAACGACCCCCGCGUCAAGGCCGCCGUCGCCGACUGCAAGGAGGUCUACGAGGACGCCAAGGACGACCUCAACAGCACGCUCAAGGGAAUCGACGCCGGAGGCAAGGAUGGCCUCGCCAAGCAGGGAUACCAGCUGCGGCUCUGGCUCAGCGCGGUGAUCGCGCACCAGGAGACGUGCAUUGAGGGGUUCCCCGACGGGGACUUCAAGGCCAAGGUGAAGGAGUCGUUCAACAACGGAAAGGAGCUCACCAGUAAUGCCCUGGCGCUCAUCGAGAAGGCGUCAUCGCUCCUCUCUACGGUCAAGGCCUCGAAACGCCGGUUGCUCGCCGAGGAGGAAGGCGCGGCGUCGCAAACCGAGCCAGCCCUCGACAAGGACGGCGUCCCGGAGUGGGUGGCCGACGGUGAGCGUAGGGUGCUCAAGGGCGGCGGCUUCAAGAACAACCUCACGCCAAACGUUGUCGUGGCGAAGGACGAUAGCGGCAAGUUCAAGACCAUCAACGAGGCGCUCAGUGCCAUGCCAAAGACCUACGAUGGAAGAUAUGUGAUCUACGUGAAGGAGGGGGUGUACGAGGAAUACGUGACGAUCACCAAGAAGAUGGUGAACGUGACCGUGUACGGCGACGGCGCCAAGAAGUCGAUCGUUACCGGCAACAGGAACUACGUCGACGGGCUCACGACCUUUAAGACAGCAACCUUCACUGCUCAAGGCGACGGGUUCAUGGCGAUCGGGAUGGGGUUCCAGAACACGGCCGGCGCGGAGAAGCACCAGGCGGUGGCGCUGCUGGUGCAGUCGGACAGGUCCGUCUUCCUCAACUGCCGCAUGGACGGGUUCCAGGACACGCUGUACGCGCACUCCAAGGCGCAGUUCUACCGCAACUGCAUCAUCUCCGGCACCGUGGACUUCAUCUUCGGUGACGCGGCGGCCGUGUUCCAAAACUGCAUCCUCGUGCUGCGCCGUCCGAUGGACAACCAGCAGAACAUCGCCACCGCGCAGGGCCGCGCCGACGCCCGCGAGGCCACGGGGUUCGUGCUCCAGAAGUGCGAGUUCACCGCCGAGUCCGCGCUCAGGGACGCCGGCCGCCUGGCCAUCCGCAACUACCUCGGCCGGCCCUGGCGCGAGUGCUCGCGCACGCUGGUCAUGGAGUCCGAGCUCCCGGACUUCAUCGACAAGGCCGGGUACAUGCCGUGGAAUAACGGCGACUUCGCGCUCAAGACGCUGUGGUACGCCGAGUACGGCAACACCGGGCCCGGCGCCGACACGUCAGGGCGCGUCAACUGGCCCGGGUACAAGAAGGUGAUCAGCAAGGCGGACGCGGCCAAGUUCACCGUCGAGAACUUCCUGCACGCCCAGCCCUGGAUCGAUCCCACCGGGACGCCGGUCAAAUACGACCUUUUCACGUGAGGCCGGGCGCGGGCCGGGGUUGCAUGCAAUGCUAGAGCCUGCACCUACCUGCACGGUUGGGAAGGGGACCGGGCGCGCGCCGUAGGACAGGCCGGGAUC